Lemur catta (Ring-tailed lemur) is the source of this 1694-nucleotide messenger RNA. RefSeq names its product lactate dehydrogenase A (gene LDHA). Bases 122 to 1120 code for a protein of 332 amino acids. Gene Ontology annotation, molecular function: L-lactate dehydrogenase (NAD+) activity. The transcript is spliced from 8 exons. Gene Ontology annotation, biological process: carboxylic acid metabolic process. Gene Ontology annotation, cellular component: cytoplasm. The record is from RefSeq and is a predicted model, not a curated record. Lineage: Eukaryota; Metazoa; Chordata; Mammalia; Primates; Lemuridae.
GCCCCUCCCGCGCCCCGCGCAGAGUGCUGGAGUCGCUGCCGCCGAGUCCGGACAUCUUUGCCGCGCACCUCCGACGCCCGCCCGACUUGCAUUCCCGAUUGCUUUUGGUUCCAAAUCCAGUAUGGCAACUCUCAAGGAUCAGCUGAUUCAUAAUCUUCUAAAGGAAGAACAGACCCCCCAGAAUAAGAUCACAGUUGUUGGGGUUGGUGCUGUUGGCAUGGCCUGUGCCAUCAGUAUCUUAAUGAAGGACUUGGCAGAUGAGCUUGCUCUUGUUGAUGUCAUUGAAGACAAACUGAAGGGAGAGAUGAUGGAUCUCCAACAUGGCAGUCUUUUCCUUAGAACACCAAAAAUCGUCUCCAGCAAAGACUAUAAUGUAACUGCAAACUCCAAGCUGGUUAUUGUCACAGCUGGGGCACGUCAGCAGGAGGGAGAAAGCCGUCUUAAUUUGGUCCAGCGGAACGUGAACAUCUUUAAAUUCAUCAUUCCUAACGUUGUGAAAUACAGCCCAAACUGCAAGUUGCUUAUUGUUUCAAAUCCAGUGGAUAUCUUGACCUACGUGGCUUGGAAAAUAAGUGGCUUUCCCAAAAACCGUGUUAUUGGAAGUGGUUGCAAUCUGGAUUCAGCCCGGUUCCGUUACCUGAUGGGGGAGAGGCUGGGAGUUCACCCAUUAAGCUGCCAUGGAUGGGUCCUUGGGGAGCAUGGAGACUCCAGUGUGCCUGUAUGGAGUGGAGUGAAUGUUGCUGGUGUCUCCCUGAAGAAUCUGCACCCGGAUUUAGGCACUGAUAAAGAUAAGGAACAGUGGAAAGAGGUUCACAAACAGGUGGUAGAGAGUGCUUAUGAGGUGAUCAAACUGAAAGGCUACACAUCCUGGGCCAUUGGACUGUCUGUGGCAGAUCUGGCAGAAAGUAUAAUGAAGAAUCUUAGGCGUGUGCAUCCAAUUUCCACCAUGAUUAAGGGUCUGUAUGGAAUAAAGGAUGAUGUCUUCCUUAGUGUUCCUUGCAUCUUGGGACAGAAUGGAAUCUCAGACGUCGUGAAGGUGACUUUGACUGCUGAGGAAGAGGCCCGUUUGAAGAAGAGUGCAGAUACACUUUGGGGGAUCCAAAAAGAGCUGCAAUUUUAAAGUCUUCAAAUGUCACACCACUUCACUGUCUAGGCUACAACAGGAUUUUAGUUGGAGGUUAUGCAUGUUGUCCUUUUUAUCUGAUCUGUGAUUAAAGCCGUACUAUUAAGAUAGCCUGGGAAAAACAUCAGUGUCCUAAAGUUAGAAAUGGGAAUGGUUCGUAAACCCUACAGCUAUAUCCUGACAAUGGACGGUCCUUACCCUGUGUCACCCUAAACUGGUUAAUGGAAAAUAGUUCCACCACUGCUAAAGCACCACUGCCAAUGCUGCACAUGCUGCAGUUGCCCUUUGAACCAGAUGUGUGUUUACCAUGUGUUAUAUAACUUCUGGUUCCUUCACCCAGUAUGCCUCGUCCACCUUUUCCCCAAUCAGUCAUAUCCUGGGAUCCAAUGUAUAAAUCCAACAUUGCAUGUCAUUGUGCAUAACUGUUCUAAAGGAUCAUAUUUUGUGUACUAUAUGUAUCAGUGUACAUUGCCAUAUGAUGUAAAAAGAAAGAUCUACAUUUAAACAAUGCAACCAACUGUCCAAAUGUCACACCAACUAAACCAUCAAAUAAAUAAACCUGGAACAGUGA